Messenger RNA from Bursaphelenchus okinawaensis, 1090 nucleotides. Lineage: Eukaryota; Metazoa; Nematoda; Chromadorea; Rhabditida; Aphelenchoididae. The record is from the annotation of a GenBank genome assembly.
AUGCUGGCAUCAGCCUUUUCAAAACUGACCAGAAGAGUGGGAUCAUCGCUAAGUAUCGGUAUGUGGUCUUUUUGUCAUUGAUAUCUUGUUGUAGCGCGGAGCAUGUUCAUCCAGGUCGAGGAGACCCCUAAUCCCCGAACUCUCAAGUUUGUUCCCGGUCAAAAGAUAUUGUCAGAGCCUCGAACGUACGACUUCACAUCGGUUUCUUCUGCUAAAAUCAGUCCUUUGGCACUGUGAGUUUUCAAACUUUAUUGAUCUUUACAUCAACGUUUCUGUAAAACAAGCUUAUGAUGAUCCCGGUUUUGACUACGUUUUUAUACUUUAAUUAAUAGUUUUAUACAAUAACUUGACAAAGUCACUAUGUUUUUCUUUUUCAGGCAAUUACUGCGGCUUCACGGAGUAAAAGCAGUCUUUUUUGGUGAAGAUUUUGUUACAGUAACCAAGACGAGCGACGAGGAAGAAUGGGCUUUGAUCAAGCCUGAUAUCUUUGCCACAUUAAUGGACUACCUUCAGAGUGGAAGACCUGUGAUUGCUGAAUCAGCAGAAGCCGAGCCCAGUGAUACUAGUACGUAUUGGUGCUACUUUUUAAUACAAAUUAGUACUUUUAUUUCUAUUUUGUCGUAUUUUAUUACUUAAACUUUGGAUUUCAGCGAUUCUGGACACGGACGAUGAUACCGUAGCCAUGAUAAAAGAGCUACUAGAGAGUAGAAUAAAGCCCAUGGUACAAGAAGAUGGGGGCGAUGUAAUCUACAAAGGCUUUGAGGACGGCGUGGUAAAACUCAAAAUGCAGGUAAGAGAUUCAACGUUUGCGAGUUUUAUAAAAUUUGAAGAUGAGUUUUUCGUGUAGAUUGAAGUGUUUGAGCCCCACAAAAACGUAUUUUAAGAUAGACGAGACGUCACUAUGAAAUCACACUUUCAGGGAUCGUGCACAGGCUGUCCCAGCUCGGCAGUAACCCUGAAGUCAGGAAUAAAGAACAUGAUGCAGUUCUACGUUCCUGAAAUUCAAGAUGUGAUCGAGGUAAAGGACGAAUCAGAUGACAUCAUCGAGAAAGAGUUCGAGAAAGUGGAUUCUACACUUUCCAAGGAGUAG